AUGCGCAAGUCGGACGAGGACUUCAUGAGGCAUGCGGAUAAGAUAUUGCGCGUGGGGAAUCGGGCGGUUGAGGCGUGGAUGGAGGGCGUGGGGCAGUUGGGGAAGAGGAGGAGGGACGCGGAGAGGUGGGAGAGGAGGCAUGGGGAGGAGAUGGAGAGGGAGCAGGAGAGGGUUUGGGGGGAGGUUAAGAGGGAGGGAAAGGGGGAGAGGUUUGAUGGGAAGAAGGCGCUGGAGGGAGUGGGGAAGGAGAAGCUGAUUGAGGUGGCGAUGGAGAUGUGGAGGGAGAAGGAUGAGGAGAUGGCUAAGGCGAAAGGGGAUGAGGAUGAGGGAAGUAUUGAUGGGGAUGUGGAGGAGAGCGUGGAGAGAAGUGAGAGGAAGAGCGAGGCUAGCAAGAAGGAGGUGGAGAAAGCAGAGGGAAAAGAGUGA
This is a messenger RNA of Parastagonospora nodorum SN15, 426 nucleotides long. RefSeq lists its product as hypothetical. The transcript has a single exon. Lineage: Eukaryota; Fungi; Ascomycota; Dothideomycetes; Pleosporales; Phaeosphaeriaceae. The coding region runs from base 1 to 426 and encodes 141 amino acids. The record is from RefSeq and is a predicted model, not a curated record.